This is a messenger RNA of Striga asiatica, 1044 nucleotides long. Lineage: Eukaryota; Viridiplantae; Streptophyta; Magnoliopsida; Lamiales; Orobanchaceae. The record is from the annotation of a GenBank genome assembly.
AUGGCCGUCAAAGUAGGCGAGAAGGCCGACAACGAUUACGGGGAUGGAAUUUCGUGGACCAGGGGUCAGGUUAUAGGAAAAGGAAGCUUCGCUCACGUUUACAAGGCCAAAAAUCUCCGACCGCGAUACAGCUGUUUCCCACCGGAGAUGGCCAUGAAAUCCGCCGACGCUUCUUAUUCGAGCACGCUCCAGAAAGAGAAGGAGGUCUUGACCGACCUGAGCGCCAGCCCCUACGUCAUCCAGUGUUUUGCAGACGAGACGACCGUGGGCGAUAACGGCUUGUUAGCGUAUAAUCUGCUACUGGAGUACGCCUCCGGCGGAACCCUAGCCGACAGAAUCGACAGAUCGGGCGGCGACGGGUUGCCGGAACUCGAAGUGAAGAUGCUUACGCGGUCUAUUCUCAGAGGGUUGAACCACGUCCACGAAGGGGAAAAUAACACUCACGGAAGAGGAAACGAGCUGGGCCCGACUGCUGGAGGGGCACGCCGAUGUAUUUGUCUUCCGAGGCCGUGGCGGACUUCGACCAAGAGGCGCCGUCCGACGUUUUGGGUUGUCGGGUGCAUUGUGCUUGAGAUGCUGACCGGGAGGCCGCCGUGGGGUGGAAAGAAAAAGGAAAUUCUGAAAAGAUUAGGGGCAGGACAGGAAAUUCCUGAAAUUCCUGAGGGGUUAUCGAGGGAAGCUAGUGAUUUUCUCGAGACUUGUCUGGUGAGGAAGCCAAUGUUCAGGUUCACUUGUGGAAUGCUAUUGAAUCACACGUUUUUCGAGGGUUGGGGUGACGAUUUUGAUGAUGAUGAUGAGGUUGAGGAAUUAGAGGAAUCCAAGAAGGGUUCGUUUUGUUCGUCAUCGUCGUCCGCUGGGGAAUUAGAGGAAUCUGAGGAGGGUACGUGUCAUUCAUUGCCGGCUGGAGAAAGUAAAACAGAAGAGGCGGCCAGUCGAGAUUUUGACAGAUCAGAGGAGGUUGAGUCCAAAGAGAUACCUUUGCAACCUGCAUAUGAAAGUAAACAUCGUCCAGUUGGUGGUCCCAUCAUCCCUGCAGGGGUCUAA